AUGGAUGAAGAAACAAUGUUUGCAUUUGUUGGUCUAACCUUAGAGAAACCUAGUGAUGCAGCAGUAGAUGGAAUGAAUUAUGGUCCAAUUGUUGAUGAGGUAAUGGAUAUACCAGUUGAUGACCGUAUUCCUAAUGAAGAGAAUGUAUUUUAUGAUAUGGAUGACCCUCCGAUGGAUGUUGGAACCAUAUACACAAAUAUGAAUGAUUUUAGGAAAGCAGUGAAGCAACAUGCUAUAAAGACUCAGUUUGAACUAGGAACAGAGAAAUCCAACCCAAAUUUGUUCAGGGGCUUCUGCAAAGCUGAGAGUUGUCCAUGGUCAAUUGUUGCUAGGUGGAUGAAAAAUGAAAUGCAUGUGAAGAUUUGUUUGAAUAAAGGUGAGCGUUUUUGUUCAUCCACUGGCAGAGUAAGGACCAAGAUGGCAUCGUAUCAUUGGGUUGGAAAAAAGGCAAUUCCUUUUUUAAAGAAAGAUCCAAACAUGGGAGCAAUUAAGUUGCAAAAUGAGUUGCAGGAGAAGUAUGUCACCACAAUUCAUUAUUCUACUAUAUAUGCUGGUAUGCAGAUUGCACGUGAAAAAUUGUAUGGAACAUGGGAUGACAGUUUUGGGAAUUUGUUUAACUUUAAGGCAAUGGUUGAGCUUAAAAUUCCAGGGAGUGUGGUUGAGAUAGGGUUGAAAGAGACUGAAGACGGGGUGUACUUUCAAAGAUUUUUUUGUUGCUUCAAACCAAGUAUCAAUGGCUUCCUAAAUGGGUGUAGGCCAUAUUUAAGUGUAGAUGCAACGGCUCUUAAUGGUAGAUGGAAUGGACAACUAGCUUCAGCUACUGCAUUAGAUGGGCACAAUUGGAUAUUUCCACUUGCUUUUGGGUUGUUUGAAAGUGAGACCAAUGAAGAAUGGAUUUGGUUUAUGGAGCAGCUAAAGAGGGCAAUUGGAAGUCCACCUCAUUUAGCUAUUUGCUCAGAUGCAUGCAAGGGGUUGGAGAAUGCUGAGAAGGCGGUGUUUCCAUUGUCAUAA
Salvia splendens (bonfire salvia) is the source of this 1011-nucleotide messenger RNA. RefSeq lists its product as uncharacterized. The transcript is spliced from 2 exons. Bases 1 to 1011 code for a protein of 336 amino acids. Lineage: Eukaryota; Viridiplantae; Streptophyta; Magnoliopsida; Lamiales; Lamiaceae. The record is from RefSeq and is a predicted model, not a curated record.